UCGCUUACCUGUAAAACUUCUAAUCGAGACGUCCUACCUGUGGAAGUUUCAUUUCGUCUGUUUCAUGCCGUCAGAGAUUACGAAGGAUGGGGCAAGAACAAAGCAAAUUGAAACAGGAAGGCUACGUGGAAACACAUAAAACGGAAAAUUACAUUAUUGCCACAAAAGAUGAUGAUACAUUCUUUAUAAAGAGGGUCCCUCUACCCGAGCAUUCAAAAGAAGCUCUGGCUACACUGACCUCAGAGAUCCAAAUCCUUCAGCAAUUAGAGCAUCCCCAUCUUGUGAAAAUAAAGAACUCUUUUGAAGAUGAAAGUCAGAACAUAUACUAUGUAGUGAUGGAGAACUGCCAAGGAGGGAAUCUUGCUGAUAAGAUUAGAGAAAUGCCAACAGAGACUCCACAAGAGUCCGAGAUUCUGAGCUGGAUUGCUGAGAUCUGUAUGGCCUUAAAAGUCAUUCACGAAGCUGCUUUGCUUCACAAAGAUCUUAUGCCAAAGAAUGUACUGUUUACAGAAUUUGGACUAGUAUGCUUGGGUGGAUUUGGGAACAUCCAUGAAAAUUCAGAAAAAAUGUCUACGACUACAGAGCCAACAAUGAAUUAUCUGGCACCUGAGGUCUUUACAGAGGGCACCUAUAAUGCAAAAAGUGACAUGUGGUCAGUUGGAUGCAUCCUGUUUGAGCUUUGUACAAAACAGCGAGUGUUUUCUGAUCAGACACCAAUCAAGCUCAUGCCUAAGAUCAUUAGUGCUAUUUACCCACAUCUCCCAAGUGAGUUUUCCUUUGAGCUUUGCGAUCUCUUGGGCGACCUUUUGCAAAAAGAUCCCAGAGGUAGACCCACAGCCAGUGAAGUCCUGGCACGCCCUGUUAUCAUCAGAUGUCUAAGGACAAAGUGUCAAACAACAGUGGAAGAACUUCAGAUCAAGCUGGAGAAGCUGAGAGCUCUGGCUGAUGGUCUUGAGCGUGUUCAUGAGGGGACCACCAUUGGCAGUCUGACAGGAGGUGUGAUUGGAGCAGUGGGAGGAAUUACUUCCAUAGUGGGGCUUAUUCUGGCACCAUUCACUUUUGGAGCCUCACUUAUUGUCACUGGAGUUGGUGUGGGGGUGGGUGCUGUUGGUGGAGUCACUGCUGGUGCCUCAAACAUCACAAAUAUGAUCAACCAGUCUUCUGAUCGUAAAGCUGUCCACCUGAUCAUUAAAGAGCUUGAACAAAAAAUUAGAGCAGUUGUCUCCUGGCUCUUGGAGAUUAGCUAUAGUUUGCAAACAAUCAACAGCAGUUGUGCACGAGCAUGUGAUGCUGAUGGCAGCUUCACAGAUGAAAAUCUAAAAAGGAUUGGCUUUCGGGCAGGAAAAGGCCUUAGUGGGGUUGCUGAGGUAAUCCGACUGGUUAGAGUGUUGAACAUUGGCAAAAUUGCUGCACAGACAUCAAGGGCAGUGCGUGUAGCAGAGGCUGCAACAGGUGUACUGUCUGGUUUAUUUGUGGCAGUGGAUAUCUUCUUCAUUGCAAUGGAUGCUAAAGAGAUUCACCAUAUUAGAAAAGGGAGGGAAGAAGAGAGGAGAGGUACAGCUUCUCUCCAAUCAGAGGAUGAAAAUGAUAACCCUGCAAUGUCCUCAGACAUGACUAUGUUACAUAACAGCUCAUUGAUGCAAGAAUCUGACCUUGCUGAAAACAAUCAGACAGCAAAGCAGUCUGCCUCAAAGAAAGCUGAUAUCAGAUCAGAAGUCAUGAAAUUUGUGAAAUCAGUCAGGGAGGCAGCAGAAAACUUAGAAAAGGUCUUAGGUGAGUUAAGAACUCUCAUCCUAUCCAUCCCUUCAUUUCAGGAAAACAAUUAGCUGGAAUGGCAGAAUAUAGAAUGAAUGUAAACAGAAGCCGUCUCUUAUUCCCUCAUGGCACUGUUGGUAUAUAACACAAUGUUUUAUUGGAAUUUAGGCAAUUUAUGAUUAUCUGUCCUCUGGCCUAGUCUGAGCAUUUGUUGCACUGCUGUGUGGCAACCUAUGAAAUUGGGCAAUUGACCAAUGAGUGCUCAUGCUAUAUAACAUUAUGUUUUAUGUUGUCUGUCUCAUGUUAGCAUGACCAGUGUUCGAUUUUUCAACCAUUUACCUUAAUAUAGUGAAGCUACAUAAUGUUUAGCAUAUGGAGGUAUAAGCUUUAGUCUUCACAUUGUUUACUAACCGCAUCAAGUAAGUUAGACAUGACUUGUUGACUUUUUAAGAUAGUAUCAUUACACUUUAUUUCAGUUCUUUAAAUGCUUAGUUUUCAGAUUUUUUUUUAAGUACUGAAUCUCCAAAGUUACCCUGGUCAAAUAAGAAAUGUACUUUUCACAUUUUAUUUAAAUGCAUAUAAAAAUGGUCAUAGGGACUAUAAUACUGCCUUUGUACAACAUCAAACCUUGAGUUAAACUUUUUAUCCAUGAAUAUCUUGUUGCUUUGAUGUUUCUUUCAGUUAUUUGCUGAGAACCUAGAUGUUGACCUGCUGUGACAAUAAACUAUUUGAAAACAUAA
This is a messenger RNA of Girardinichthys multiradiatus, 2495 nucleotides long. RefSeq names its product probable serine/threonine-protein kinase PknB. Lineage: Eukaryota; Metazoa; Chordata; Actinopteri; Cyprinodontiformes; Goodeidae. Gene Ontology annotation, biological process: lipid transport; lipoprotein metabolic process; protein phosphorylation. The record is from RefSeq and is a predicted model, not a curated record. Gene Ontology annotation, cellular component: extracellular region. The transcript is spliced from 10 exons. The coding region runs from base 87 to 1826 and encodes 579 amino acids. Gene Ontology annotation, molecular function: lipid binding; ATP binding; protein kinase activity.